Mycena citricolor is the source of this 338-nucleotide messenger RNA. NCBI's taxonomy places the organism in Eukaryota, Fungi, Basidiomycota, Agaricomycetes, Agaricales, Mycenaceae. The record is from the annotation of a GenBank genome assembly.
CCGAUAUUCCGUGUUUAUCUGCCGAUGCCAAGGUGUCAGGUUGUCUCCAAUUCGACGUCGCGAAUUCCUUUUAGUAAGUUGCCGCUUUGGGUCAAUCUGCGAGCACAUGCCAACAACGGUCAAGAACGGAAAGUGUUUGAGAGUGAGUCAGUGGUGGCGAUCUCAGAGCUUCUCGCAACAGUAGCCGGGCAACAGCAGAGGUCAGGCAGCCGCCGCUGCGUCCUUGUCUUUUGUCAAGUGCUUCCCAGGGUCAAAAAUGUUCUUGACAGUCGAGAGAGAGAGAGAUGAUAGCAGCAGACACAGCAUCUCGGGCACACUGGGCUGGGUAUACUUUUGCG